Messenger RNA from Chionomys nivalis (European snow vole), 1435 nucleotides. RefSeq names its product sphingosine 1-phosphate receptor 4. Lineage: Eukaryota; Metazoa; Chordata; Mammalia; Rodentia; Cricetidae. Gene Ontology annotation, biological process: G protein-coupled receptor signaling pathway. Gene Ontology annotation, molecular function: sphingosine-1-phosphate receptor activity. Bases 43 to 1182 code for a protein of 379 amino acids. The transcript has a single exon. The record is from RefSeq and is a predicted model, not a curated record. Gene Ontology annotation, cellular component: membrane.
CCUGCCCGGGGCCUCUCUGUCAGUCUGUCCCCCGGGGAGGCCAUGAACAUCAGCACCUGGUCCUGUCACCGGCUGGCGGCCAGCGGUCACAGCCUCCUCAUCGUCCUGCAUUACAACCACAGUGGGCGGCUGGCCGGCCGCGGGGGCCCCGAGGACGGUGGCGGGCUGGGGACGCUGCGGGGGCCGUCGGUGGCGGCGGGCUGCCUGGUGGUGCUGGAGAACGCGGUGGUGCUGGCCGCCAUCGCCACUCGCAUGCGGUCUCGCCGCUGGGUGUACUACUGCCUGCUGAACAUCACACUGAGCGACCUGCUCACCGGCCUGGCCUACCUGGUCAACGUGCUGCUGUCGGGGACGCGCACCUUCCAGCUGUCCCCCGCGCACUGGUUCCUGCGGGAGGGCAUCCUCUUCAUGGCCCUGGCCGCGUCCACCUUCAGCUUGCUCUUCACGGCCGGCGAGCGCUUCGCCACCAUGGUGCGGGUGGCCGAGAGCGGGGCCACCAAGACCAGCCGCGUGUACGGCUGCAUCGGGCUGUGCUGGCUGCUGGCGGCCACGCUGGGCCUGCUGCCCCUCCUGGGCUGGAACUGCGUGUGUGCCUUCCCGCGCUGCUCCAGCCUGCUGCCUCUCUACUCCAAGGGCUACGUGCUCUUCUGCGUGGUGGUCUUCGCCCUCAUCCUGGUGGCCAUCCUGGGCCUCUACGGGGCCAUCUUUAGGGUGGUCCGGGUCAACGGGAAGAAGUGCCCCCGGGCUCCGGCCCGCCGCAAGGCCCGCAGACUGCUCAACACGGUGCUGAUGAUCUUGGUGGCCUUCGUGGUGUGCUGGGGUCCCCUGUUCGGCUUGCUCCUGGCCGACAUCUUCGGUUCCAACGUCUGGGCCCAGGAGUACCUGCGUGGCAUGGAUUGGAUCCUCGCCCUGGCAGUGCUCAACUCCGCCAUCAACCCCCUCAUCUACUCCUUCCGCAGCCGCGAGGUGCAGCGCUCGGUGCUGGCCUUCCUCUGUUGUGGCUGUCUCUGGUUGGGCCUGCGGGGUCCUGGUGACUGCCUGACUCGGAUCACCGAGGUCCAGUCCGGUGCGUCCACCACCGACAGCUCGCUGAGGACCAGAGACAGUUUUCGGGCUUCCAGGUCACACAGCUUCAGGAUGCGCGAGCCGCUGUCUAGCGUUUCCAGUGUCCGGAGCGUCUAGAGCGUGGACGGGCCAGUUGCCAGGGCGAGCACAGCACAGGCCCUCCCGGGAGAGGUGAGAAGGGACUGGACACACGACCCCGGCCUGAUGAUGACGGGGAACAUGCCAGCAGGUCCUGGGGUCUGUGCACGGAGCUGCCAGUGCUGAAUGUCGGGCAGAGCAGAGUGGCUCGAGCCAGAUCCAGUGGGUCUGGGCCUCAGUCUGGACUCACAUUCACCAGGAGGUGAAGGGGACACACCAUGUCCGAGUUCAC